AAAUAACUAAGCCCCUCUCUUUUUGACUGUACUCAGUUUCCAUGGCGACAUGAGGCAGCCCCUCAUGUUGUCCUCUUAAGUCUGUGGUCAGUCAAAGUUUUACUCACACCGUGUGUGUUUGGUUAUCUAUGUGGAGUCCACUUAGAUCCUCAGAAACUAUACCACCUUGCCUUGUUUUACCAGAAUGCAUCUCACUACUGAUGAGGAAAUAGAGCUGGGACUGAAGGAGCAGGGGACAGUCAAUCCUGCAUUUGGGGACAAAGAAAGUGAUGAACAGCCACAGCUGACAGUUGACAUUGGGGAACCACAUACAGAUGCCCAGGAAGAGACUGUGAACAAAGGCGUAGAUCUGGUUUAUUCUCUAAAUGACAGGCCGCCAUGGUAUCUCUGCAUUCUGCUCGGCUUCCAGCAUUACAUCCUCGCAUUUGGUGGCAUCAUCGCAGUCCCGCUGAUCCUGGCCGAGCCCCUCUGCAUAAAGGACAACAACAUCGCCAAAAGCCAGCUCAUAUCCACAAUAUUCUUUGUGUCGGGAUUAUGUACGCUGCUGCAGACAGCUGUCGGUGUCAGGUUACCAAUCCUCCAGGGUGGGACCUUCAGUUUCAUCACUCCAACCCUGGCCAUUCUCGCUCUGCCCAAGUGGCAGUGUCCAGACCCAAAAGCAUCUGUGAUGCUGUCUGUGCAUUUGCACAAUGUCACCAGUCCACUGCAAAGUGAGAAUUCUGAUGAGGUCUGGAUGUCACGAAUGCGUGAGAUCCAGGGAGCCAUCCUUGUGUCGUCUCUGCUCCAGAUUGUCCUGGGCUUUUCUGGGCUGGUGGGCCUCGUGCUGAAAUACAUCGGCCCGCUGGCUAUCGCUCCUACCAUCAACCUCAUCGGCCUGUCAUUGUUCAGUGAAGCUGGCAAGAAGUGUGGAGGUCACUGGGGAAUAGCUGCUCUCACGGUCUGUCUGAUCCUCCUGUUCUCUCAGUAUCUCAGCAAAGUUGAUGUUCCAAUGAUUGCUUACAAAGAUAAGAAGUGGAAGGUUUUCAACUAUCCGCUCUUCAAACUCUUCUCUGCUUUGUUCGGGAUGUGUGGUGCCUGGCUGGUCUGCUUCUUACUGACCAUCUUUGAUGUCCUUCCUUCAAAAUCUGAUGAGUACGGCUUCUCAGCCAGAACUGACAUCAGUCUAGAUGCUGUGACAAACUCCCCUUGGUUCCAUGUGCCUUACCCAGGACAAUGGGGUAUGCCCACAGUGAGUGUGUCGUCAGUGUUGGGUAUGAUGGCAGGUGUCUUGGCAUCUACCAUGGAAUCAAUUGGUGACUACUACGCUUGUGCUCGCUUGUCUGGCGCCCCUCCUCCACCGACUCAUGCCAUAAACCGAGGUAUUGCAGUGGAGGGCAUCGGCUGCAUCCUGGCUGCACUGUGGGGAACUGGAAAUGGCACCACCUCCUACAGUCAGAACAUUGCUGCACUUGGCAUUACCAAGGUUGGGAGCAGACUGGUCCUCCAGACGGCCGGCAUUCUGAUGAUCGUCUUGGGGAUCUUUGGGAAAUUUGGAGCAGUUUUUAUCACCAUACCAGACCCUGUGAUUGGAGGCAUGUUCCUCGUUAUGUUUGGAAUGAUCGCAGCGGUGGGGAUAUCCAACCUCCAGUAUGUGGACCUUAACUCAUCCCGUAACCUCCUCAUCCUCGGCUUCUCUACCUUCAGCGGUCUUGUUUUACCUACCUGGUUUCACUCCAAUCCCGGCAUCAUUGACACAGGGAUAAAAGAGCUAGACCAAGUGAUUGUAGUGCUUUUCACCACACACAUGUUCAUCGGAGGAUUCUUUGGGUUUAUCCUGGACAACACCAUUCCAGGCACUGACCAAGAGCGAGGCAUCAAGAGCUGGCAAGACAAGGUGCGAGGGGACGGCAAAAACAUGUGUGACCAGUCAUGCUAUGAUAUCCCUUUCUGCAACAGUGUUUUGAAGCGGUUUAGAUGUUUCCAGUACGUGCCCUUCCUCCCGUCUUACAAGACCAACCAACAGGGGACAUCCAAGUAAUGCACAGAUGCUGAGGCUAACCUUAAAUAGGUAAACAGUAUUUGGUGAGCAUUGAAAAAAAGACAGUAAAAGAAGGAAAGUGCAUAAAAAGUUAGCUUAUUUUGUCACUAAAACAAUGUUAGCACAAAAGUGGACAGAACAUUAUGUUCUUUAAUUGCUUUUACAUUAUUUUUGUUGAUAGAAAACAUUACUGUGAGGUGAUAGUGUUAACCACUGAGUCAAUGAGAUGUCGUUCUGCUCCAGUUUCCUCCCACAGUCCAAAAACAUGCAUGUUUGUUGAUUGGAUAAAACAAAAUCUAAACAGUAAAACUUCUUUAAAACAAAUAUAACUGGUUGUUGUUUGCCUUUAAUGGGUAUACAUACCACUUGUAUGUUGCCUAGGGUCAACCAGCUAUGAAUUUAAGCUUCCAGCGUGGCUCUGACGGAAUUAAAA
Messenger RNA from Micropterus salmoides (largemouth bass), 2450 nucleotides. Its product is annotated as solute carrier family 23 member 2. Gene Ontology annotation, cellular component: membrane. Bases 185 to 2017 code for a protein of 610 amino acids. The transcript is spliced from 12 exons. The record is from RefSeq and is a predicted model, not a curated record. Gene Ontology annotation, molecular function: transmembrane transporter activity. Lineage: Eukaryota; Metazoa; Chordata; Actinopteri; Centrarchiformes; Centrarchidae. Gene Ontology annotation, biological process: transmembrane transport.